Elephantulus edwardii (Cape elephant shrew) is the source of this 1224-nucleotide messenger RNA. It is a transcript of the gene PEDS1, whose product is annotated as transmembrane protein 189. Gene Ontology annotation, molecular function: plasmanylethanolamine desaturase activity. The record is from RefSeq and is a predicted model, not a curated record. The coding region runs from base 166 to 981 and encodes 271 amino acids. Gene Ontology annotation, cellular component: endoplasmic reticulum membrane. The transcript has 6 exons. Gene Ontology annotation, biological process: ether lipid biosynthetic process. Lineage: Eukaryota; Metazoa; Chordata; Mammalia; Macroscelidea; Macroscelididae.
GCCCCGAUUGGCUGUGACGCGCAGCCGGGCGAGGCCCCCGCGGCGCCACCGCCGCGCCCGGCGCUGGGCGGUCAUUGGGCGGCGUGAUCUCGCCGCGGUUCCGCGGCCCUGCCGCUGCCGCCGCCGCCGCCAGCAGAGCGCACCGGGCGGGCCAGGCGAGUGGCCAUGGCGGGCGCCGAGGACGGGCCGUGCCAGCAGCCGGAGCUGGAUGAGGAUGAAGUGGCGGCUUGCCGGCGCUGGGGCGCGCAACAUGCCGGGGCCCGCGAACUGGCUGCGCUCUACUCUCCAGGCAAGCGCUUCCAGGAGUGGUGCUGUGUCGUCCUGUGCUUCAGCCUCAUUGCCCACAACUUCGUCCACCUCCUGCUGCUGGCCCGCUGGGAGCACACACCCCUUGUCAUGCUGGGUGUGGUCGCUGGAGCUCUGAUCGCGGACUUGCUGUCUGGUCUGGUGCACUGGGGUGCCGACACGUGGGGCUCCGUGGAGCUGCCCAUUGUGGGGAAGGCUUUUAUCCGGCCGUUCCGGGAACACCACAUCGACCCCACAGCCAUCACACGACACGACUUCAUCGAGACCAACGGGGACAACUGUCUGGUGACCCUGCUGCCACUGCUCAACAUGGCCUACAAGUUCCGCACCCAGAGCCAUGAAGCCCUGGAGCAGCUGUACCCCUGGGAGUGCUUCGUCUUCUGCCUGAUCAUCUUCAGCACCUUCACCAACCAGAUCCACAAGUGGUCACACACGUACUUCGGCCUGCCGCGCUGGGUCACCCUCCUGCAGGACUGGCACGUCAUCCUGCCCCGGAAACACCACCGCAUCCACCACGUCUCGCCCCACGAGACCUACUUCUGCAUCACCACAGGCUGGCUCAACUACCCGCUGGAGAAACUCGGCUUCUGGAGACGCCUGGAGGACAUUAUCCAGGCCCUGACCGGGGAGAAGCCCCGAGCAGACGACAUGAAAUGGGCCCAGAAGAUCAAGUAGCUCUGUGGGACGAGCCCACCAUGUGGUUGCCAACCUUCCCUCGCCCCCACCCCCCUACGCUGAAGCCAUCUGCCAAACUCCAGCCUCCUUGCUGCUGGCCCCUCUGUUGGAGAGGACGCCUCCUGGGCUGGGCCCAGGCCCCCCAGUCCACCCCUCGUGACACAGAAUAUUGGAGCCACUGAUUCUUGUCUCCGUUUUCUUUCCUCCCUGGUCCCCAGCCACCUAUCUCUGUCGGCCAAGCCU